This is a messenger RNA of Cokeromyces recurvatus, 4356 nucleotides long. RefSeq lists its product as uncharacterized. The record is from RefSeq and is a predicted model, not a curated record. NCBI's taxonomy places the organism in Eukaryota, Fungi, Mucoromycota, Mucoromycetes, Mucorales, Mucoraceae. Gene Ontology annotation, biological process: regulation of transcription by RNA polymerase II. The coding region runs from base 367 to 4293 and encodes 1308 amino acids. Gene Ontology annotation, cellular component: mediator complex. The transcript is spliced from 8 exons. Gene Ontology annotation, molecular function: transcription coregulator activity.
ACUCCUCUUCUUUUUUUCUGUACGCGAAAAGAGAGAUAAAAAUAAAAAUAAAAAUAGAGUUAUUUAUUUCACAAAUAAAGAAGCAAAAGAACAGGAAACAAAAAAAAUUCUAUACUUCAACUACAUCUACCUCAUCCUCAAAGCUACCAUUUCAGUUACCUUUGUUUCUCCAUUUUAUACCUUUUAGUAUUUAUAUAAAUACGUCUUUUAUUCAUUUUAUAUAUAAACUCACAUUCUUACGAUAUUCUUACAUACAACUUUACAAACAUAUUCCAAUACAUCAAAAAGAAGGAUACCCUCAAUAUAUUCUUCAUCUGCUGGCUUUUUCUUAUUGUUUUUUAUAAAGUCAUUUAUUUUAAUCUGACAAUGAAUCAGCAAAAUACUUCUAAUCUUCAAGCAUCUAGUAAUACUACUGGACAGCCUCCUCCUACUCCCACCUCCCAACAAAUGCAACAAACUCAACAGCAACUUCAAAUGCAACAACAGCAGCAACAACAAGUUAGCAUGAGUCAAUCUACUGAAUCUCCAAGUGCCAAUUGGCGGAAUGAAAUCUCUAUUCCUGAUAGAACCCGUUUUGUUAGUCAACUUUCUUUAGCUUUAAAACAUCUUUCUCCUGGAUCAUCAGAUAAUGAUGCCUAUAAUAUUGCAAGCAACUUUGAGGCUUCACUUUAUCAAAAAUGUACCAGCAAAAACCAAUAUGUCUUAGCUUAUGCUAAAAAAUUUCAAAAUAUCAGAGAUCAAAUUAAUCAAAAUAUGAAUAAUGGUAGUCUACAACAACCUGCUGUUGGUGUUUCAUCUCCUCAGCAACAGCAACGUAAUUUUCAAUCUCCAUUAAACCAACAACAGGUUAUGGUUGCACAAAAUCAAAUGCGUCCACAAGCCACUAAUCUUCAUCAACAAGCUAUGAUGCGUCAAGCUAGGACUCAAUCAGGGACUCCUAUUCAAACGAAUGGCCAAGUGCCAGCUCAAACGCAAACACAAAUACCAGCCCAAGCUCAAACACAAACGCAAGCGCAAGCACAGGCUCAAAUGUUCGCCUAUCAACGUUCUGCUGCUGCCGCUGCUGCUGCUGCUGCCGCUGCUGCUAUGACAGCUUCUAAUGGUUCUCAGUCUAUGCAACCUAUGCAAUCGAUGCAGCAAAGACCUCAUAUACAGCAUCAACAAAUACCUAUUAACUUACUUCAAAAUAUGAAUACAACAAAUGCUACUCAAGCUGGCGUAAAUAUCUCUCCUCAACAGCUUCAAAUUCAAAAUUCUCCUCAUCAACAACAAAACUUCUUACCUCCACAGACUCAAAAUAUACUGACUCAACAGCAGUUAAUGAAUAUGGCAAUGAAUCCUGGUACUAAUAUUGGCAAACCUAUAAUGAAUAAUGGUGUCAUAAUGCAUACUGGUGCUGUGAAUAACGGAAACUUUAGACCUCAAUCUCAGCAACAGGAUCUUUCAGGUACAAAUGUUUCUGCUUCUAAUAAUAAUAUGAUCUCCACUGGUUCUCCCUUACAACAAAAUAAGGUUGAUAUCAAUUAUUCUAAUUCUGUCAAUAUGUCCUCAAGCAUGAACCCUAAUCAAAUGGAUGCUUUUUCUCCUUCAUCUACUCCUAUAAGCUCUGCUGCUACCCUUGCUACCACUCAGCAACAACAGACUAACCAAAAUAUAGUGCGUCCUUCUCCUGCUAAUAAUAAUCAUCAACAGAUGAUGAUGAAUCAAGAGCUCUUAAUGCAAAGAUUACAACAACAAAACAUAAUGAACAAUAGCCUUGCUGGUAAUAACCGAGGUCCUGGCCUUCAACAACAACAACCUCAACCAUUUAUACAGCAAGGUAUCCAUGCUCCUCCAAAUGCUAUGCAAAGGCCAAUAAUGAAUCAACAACAUCAUAUGCAUCCUAAUACCGGUAUUAGACCUAUUACUAUACAGCAAAGAAAUAAUGCUGCUGGUAUUGUUAGACAGAUUGACGAAAAUAUACGUCAAGGGCGAGUUCAUGCAAAUGUGAUUGAGGACAUGUCUGAAAAUGACAAGAUGGCCAUCCGUGAACUCAUGUCUCAAAUGAAGUCCAUGUAUGAUAAGAUUGAUAAUCUCUUGCCUGUCUUUUUGGCUAUGACAAGCAAUAUUGAAGCUACACGUCGUCUUAUCCUUAUGAAAUAUAUGUUUGAAGAUCAAUGGGUAGCUCUCCCUCAGAACAAAUUUCUGAUUAGUUUGGAAAAUCUUCUCAAAUUACGCGAUCAAUUUAAUGGUUACUUCAAUUGGGUUCGUAAUGCUGUAGGUCAACAACAACAACAAAUGAAUGCUAUGGCUGGUGCUAUGAAUAAUAAUGCUAUGGUCAAUCAACAGCAAAUGGCCAUGCUUCCUGUUCAUAUGCAACAAGCUCAUCAACAUGGCAUGCAAGGUAUUCCUCAACAACAAGCUCAACAACAAGGUAUAGUUCAGCAAGCUAUGGUGUCGCAUCAACAAGGUGGUCCUAAUCAACAAACAUUGAAUAUGUUACGUCAACAACAACAUACCCAAUUGCAAGCUCAACAGCAAGCUCAACAACAAGCUCAACAACAAGCUCAACAACAAGCUCAACAGCAAGCCCAACAGCAAGCCCAACAGCAAGCCCAACAGCAAGCCCAACAGCAAGCCCAACAGCAAGCCCAACAGCAAGUCCAACAGCAAGCCCAACAACAGACUCAACAAGCUCGCAAGCCUCAGAAACGUAAGCAUGAUCAACAAGAAAAUAUGAGUGACUCAUCUCCUCUCAUGUCUGGUUCUUCAAGUCAACCCGUUGCCUCUGAAGAUAAUAGCAAUGAUAAUACUGCUGUAUCCUACACGCCUACUGCAGCUACUGAGGCAUCAACUAGUAAUUCUUCUUUAGGUAUUAAACGUGAAAGUAUCGAUUUAAAAUUACCUCCUACCAAGAAACUCCGUGGCACACGUGCUGCUGGAACAUCCCCUACUUUAACCCGUAAAAAUGGCAAAGCGGCUGAAAAGAAAGCAGCAGCGGCAGCAGCAGCAGCAGCGACGGCGGCAGCUAAUAAUAAAAUAUCUGUAUCUACACCGGUAUCUGAGUCAGUCUCUACUUCAGCUACUGCACCCAUUGCUACACCUGUCUCUGUGCCAGUAUCCACACCAGCUUCUGUACCAGUCUCUAUGCCUACACUAACUGAACUUGCUCAACAGCAAGUAUCUCCUUCUGAGAAUCAACAAGAGACUAUCUCUCUUUCUUCAGUGAAUAGCCCUGCGCCUGCUAAUAAUGUACAUCCUAGUACUAGUCUAUCUCCAUCUGAUUAUCCUAACACUAUAAAUUUCCCUCACCAAUCUAACAUGGAGGGUCCUCAUAGCGGUGGAAUACCUGUUAAAGCUGGUAUGCCUUUAAGUCAACAUCAGGCACAAUCUCAAGCAUUCUAUAUGGCAGCUGUUAGCAAUGGUAUUCCUCCUCAAAUUGCUAAUCUCUUACCUCAUAAGGCUUUGCAAUGCAAUUGGAUCUUGCAACAAGCAGCUCAAAACAAGAUGCAACUGAUGCCUCACCAACAACAACAAAUUCAAUCUGUUUUAAAUGAUUAUAUUGAAGCAGCAAAGCAGCAGUUAUCGGCAUCUCAUCAAGCCUCUCCUGCUAUGCAUCAUCAUCAUGAAUUCUUACAACAACAAAAUAUUUCCUUUGUUUCUCCCACUCCUGUAUCGGUUGUUACCUCUCAGUCACCUACAUUACAAGAAAGUGAUAAUGAUACCGCUACUGCCUCUGCAAUUAAGGAAAGUAACAAGGCUAAUAAAAAGAAAACCAAUAACAGUCAGAUACCCACUACUACAACUAAUAGUAGCAAUACAAUGAUUGUUCAACCUUCUGUAACUUUACAUCCUGGUAUUCAACCUGGUGAAGAUGUUAUGUCUCUUUAUUUUUCUCCUAAUGCUAUAUUAAAUAGCCAACCUAAUACUACUACAACAUCCUCUCAACAUUCACCUAAUCCUAAUUCAAAUAAUAAUCAACAAGUAUCAAAUAGCAGCUUUGAUAGCUAUUCUUCUGCUCUUAAAGAAGGAUAUAAGGAUGAAACAUUUGGUACCCCAGAUUUAAGUUUACUUGCAAAAUCGUCCACAUUACAAAAAGAAGAUGAUCUUAUUGCUGUUAAUGAUUUACAACCUUCUUGGUUUGAUUCUACUACAGGUAUUGACUUGGGACUUGAUGGUUUUGACUGGGACAAUAAUGACUUUGUUAAACUUGAUGAUACUGAAGGACCUGCUGUAGCAGCAACAACAACAACAACGUCCGCUUCAUCUAAUGAGCAGCAAAAAGAUGAAGUUAUAAGUUCAUCAUUUAUGUAAUGAAAAAAAAAAAAAAGCUUAUGUCAUCUUGAAGCAUUCUCACCUUUUCCCUUUUCCCUUUCC